AUGUCGUAUCCCGCUCUGAAGAAGACGAAACGGUCGACGGCCACUGCUUUGUCUGAGUCUCUUGCUCGUCGUCAGCAAGAGGCUUAUGACAAGCAUGUCCGGCGCGCCGCUCGUUGCCCGAAGAACGCCCCCCCUCCCGCUCCCGCCCUUGCCCGUCCGGCUGCAAAGCAGCACCGAAAGACUCCAGCUCCCGCCAGUCCUCUUCGCCCCAGGCCCAGGGCUCCUCCCCCUAUCGGCAACAACCUCGCUGUUCCCAAGACACGCAAGGCCAAGACGACUCCCGCGCCCCCCAGCCGUCCUGUCCCCGAGGUCAAGCCAACGACUUACUCGCGGCCUAAGUCGACCCACAAGACGACCAGACAGAAGCCAACUUUUGUCCCUCCCAGUCGUCCGGUCCUCAAAGCCGUCUUCCCUACCGUCGGGCCUCUGAAGGUUCCCAAGAAACGCCAGGCUCUUGUUCCCGCCAGCCAGCCGACAAACCAGACGAACCCCGGCACGGAGACCUGGAUGCGCUACAACACGGACGGUGACCUGAUCACGGAUGAGGUCGUGGCGAAGAUGUGGCCUGUCCGCGUCCCACCCUCGGCCCAUUCGCAGAUCGACUUCCUGUCCAAGUUUGCUGAAAAGCCAGCUGGUGUCCAGGAGGAAGAGGAGUCCCAAGCAUAUGAGGACGACGACUGGUGGCAAUAUCUUUCCUCGGAGGAGCAAGAGCAGCAGGCCCAGCCUGCCGCCAUCGAAGAUUCAUUUCAACGAUGGCUCGACGCCCCCGAGGAAGAAGUUGUCUCUUCGGUGGAGCCAGAACCCUCCCUCGAAGACCGCCUCGCCCGGCUGACCAUGCCGUCGCCCAUCUCCGUCCCGGAUGUACCACAGGGCCACCGCUCCCGACAAGCCCUAUCGACAAGCCGCCCUGCCUGGUCCAUCCUCCUCCCCUCCUACCAGAUGAAGCUCGACAGAGACGCCGCGGGCGGUUUCAUCUCGCGGUUCAAGGACGACAACGCGGACGACGACGGCGAGACCACCGGACGACCCUGGGACAACGACUUCGCCCUCGACCCAGCCGCCCGCCACCUCCCCGCCCUCCGCCAGGAUCGCCUGCCCGUCCGGAUUCCGUCCCUGGCCGCUCUCGACGCCCAUCUGGACGCCAUGAACAUCCCGCGGUCCGGCUACCGCCGCCCGCGCACCGCGCCCUCGCGCUCGUCCGUCUCGGCUUCCGACAAGCAGUCGACGGUGCCCUCAACAGCGCCCCCGACCACCGCCAUUUCGAAGGCGUCCAGGAUUCCCGCGCCCGCGAAGAAGAUCUCCAAUGCCGGCGCGUCUGCCCACCGGGUAUACGAGUCCAUCACGGCACUCUCGCCCUCCACAAGAAGCAGAAUUCCGAGCUGCAGUUCGCCUUGUCGUCUCCAGGCACCCUCAUCUCGCCCGACAGGUCGCACAGCCCCGGCCGCAGGGGCAACACUGGACUCUGGAAAGCAGCCGUCUACCGCAUGA
Messenger RNA from Verticillium dahliae VdLs.17, 1488 nucleotides. RefSeq lists its product as uncharacterized. The coding region runs from base 1 to 1488 and encodes 495 amino acids. The record is from RefSeq and is a predicted model, not a curated record. The transcript has 6 exons. NCBI's taxonomy places the organism in Eukaryota, Fungi, Ascomycota, Sordariomycetes, Glomerellales, Plectosphaerellaceae.